Messenger RNA from Homo sapiens (human), 1696 nucleotides. RefSeq names its product leukocyte associated immunoglobulin like receptor 2 (gene LAIR2). NCBI's taxonomy places the organism in Eukaryota, Metazoa, Chordata, Mammalia, Primates, Hominidae. Gene Ontology annotation, cellular component: extracellular region. The record is from RefSeq and is a predicted model, not a curated record. The coding region runs from base 89 to 511 and encodes 140 amino acids. The transcript has 4 exons.
AGUUGCUGUGGAAACCCCACGGGCAGGAGGCCCCCGGCCAGCACAUCCUGUCUGCUUGUGUCUGCUGCAGAGUUCUGGGACCGGGGCCAUGUCUCCACACCUCACUGCUCUCCUGGGCCUAGUGCUCUGCCUGGCCCAGACCAUCCACACGCAGGAGGGGGCCCUUCCCAGACCCUCCAUCUCGGCUGAGCCAGGCACUGUGAUCUCCCCGGGGAGCCAUGUGACUUUCAUGUGCCGGGGCCCGGUUGGGGUUCAAACAUUCCGCCUGGAGAGGGAGGAUAGAGCCAAGUACAAAGAUAGUUAUAAUGUGUUUCGACUUGGUCCAUCUGAGUCAGAGGCCAGAUUCCACAUUGACUCAGUAAGUGAAGGAAAUGCCGGGCUUUAUCGCUGCCUCUAUUAUAAGCCCCCUGGAUGGUCUGAGCACAGUGACUUCCUGGAGCUGCUGGUGAAAGAAAGCUCUGGAGGCCCGGACUCCCCGGACACAGAGCCCGGCUCCUCAGCUGGUCAGUAGCAGGGCCCUCAGCUGGAGGGGAUUACAGGGGAAUCUGUGCUGCGGAUGCUGUUCCGGGUCCAGCCCUCUGCCCUGGGCUUGGAGUCAAGGUCUAGGGAGGCCACGGGAAGGCACCGACACCCACCAAGCUCUGGGAGGUCGCUAAUGCUCACAGAGACCAUAGCAGCAAUGGUACCGUGAUUGCAACCUUGUUCCAUGCCAGGAACUGUGGAAAGCACUUAAUGCAAGCACCACUUAAUGGGGGAGGUACUAGUCUGAUCCUCUAACUCCUCCUCCUCUCUAAUAUGCAAAACAUAAAUUAAAGUUUCGUGCUUAACGGCACAAGGCCAUGAAGGGGCAGGGGCCACCCACCCGGGCAGCCCCACCCCAGACUUCCGGGCUCGCCCGAGCUCCACGCUGCCCCCUUGUGGGCGUGGCCUCACCAUUCACCCCGCUCUGCACCUGAUGGAGGGACUUAGAACUCACCUUCCAACCUGGGACACCCGGAGAGGGACGGGGCUGCUCCUGUUGGCUCUGUGAUCUCCGGGGGAGGCCUGAACGGUGGAGUAAGGUCCCUUAAGAGGAGGAGGGCUCCACAGGGAGGGGACGUAGCUGUGAACGGUGACCAGGAUGAAGCCAUGAGGCUUCCCUUCCAUCUGGCUCUGCCCUGGACUCUGUGAUGGGAGAGAAGCUGCCUCUGGCUCUGCCCCUGGACUCUGUGUGAUGGGAGUGAAGCUGCCCCAAGUCCCUGGGUCUCAAGUUGUCCAUCUCCGCCUGUGAUCUGUGACCAGAAACUGCCAGGGGAGGACACGGGGUCAUAAGCCAUUCGCGGCCCCUUCCCCACCUGGGUUUCUAUCCCCAGAGUACGUCCUUGGACCUAGACCCGGUGACUGCCUGUGAGGCUCGGGCUGUGAGCUCAGGCAGGUGGGACCAGGGGCUGAAGCCACAUGGGGAGGUGGGAGGAGCGAUGCCGUGCUCCAUCCGGACCCCCUCAGAGGCUCCUGGGCUGCUGGGGCACAGCGGGACAUGCUCCUGAGUCCCGCAGACCUGGUUCAAGUCCAGUGUCUGGUUUUUAUUAGCCUUCUGUCUGCGGGAAUAUCUUGCCUCUGUUUCUCUCCCUCUCUUCUUCUCCUUCCUUCUCUCUUCUCUCACCUUCAUGCAGUGACAUAUAAAGGUCACGAGGGCAGACCCUCCUGCAGCCAGAUU